AUGGCGCCCUUCAAGACUGGAAAUAGGGCAAUUUUCAAAGUCUUGUUGACGGUCCAAGACAACCUGACCCGAGUAGUUGAUUCCCUGUCCAAGUGCGUGCAGUGGGCAGAGGGCUUUCUGCUGGUCUACUCCAUCACAGACUAUGACAGCUACCAAUCCAUGUGCCCCCUUUACCACCACAUCCGGAAGGUCCACCCUGACUCUAGGGCCCCUGUCAUCAUCAUGGGCAACAAGGGAGACCUUCUCCAUGCCUGUCAGGUGCAAACACAUGAUGGCAUUCAACUGGCCAAUGAACUGGGCAGCCUGUUCCUUGAAAUUUCCACCAGUGAAAACUAUGAGGACGUCUGUGAUGUGUUUCAGCAUCUCUGUAAAGAGGUGAGCAAGCUGCACAGCCUCAGGGGGGAGAGGAGGAGGGCCUCCAUCAUUCCCUGGCCGCGCUCUCCCAACAUGCUAGACCUCAAGAGGUGCUUCAAACAGGCUCUGUCUUCCAAAGUGAAAUCCCCCUCUGCACUGGGGUAA
This is a messenger RNA of Neogale vison (American mink), 519 nucleotides long. RefSeq names its product ras-like protein family member 11A. The transcript has 2 exons. The record is from RefSeq and is a predicted model, not a curated record. Gene Ontology annotation, molecular function: GTP binding; GTPase activity. Bases 1 to 519 code for a protein of 172 amino acids. Lineage: Eukaryota; Metazoa; Chordata; Mammalia; Carnivora; Mustelidae.